ACAUUACCCUUAAUCUAAUGCCAUACACUCUCCUCCACCACCACCACCACCACCACCAUGCACACACUCACACGCAAAGAUAAAAAGGCCAGCAAUCAUCACCACCAAAAGCCCCCUUACCAUUUCCCAAGAACCAAAUCCUACACACCUUUGAGUUUGAGUUUUUGAGUUUCUUGCUCUCAAUCUUUCUCUGUUCCUCUAACCGAGCCAUGAGAGUACCCGUCACCACACCCCAAACCAACAACAACAUCAACAACAAUCAAUCUCCAAACCCUAAACCCGAAACCAACCUGGGAUUCCACACUCCUUCCCGCAUCAAUCCAAAUCUCUGCUACGAGCCAACCUCGGUUCUCGACCUCCGCCACAGCCCCAGCCCCGUGGCGGCCGAUAAGCCUUCCAAAGUUUCACCCAUCUCCGACGUCCUGACUCACCAUGAUCAGCCUCUGGAGUGGGACGAGCAGGUCGACUGGGACUCCAUCAUGAGAGACUUGGGCUUGCACGACGACUCUGUCCCAAACCUGAAAGCUACUACUACUACUAACACACACCUGAACCACCACCAUAACAGCGAGCCUCAGAUUCAUCAUCUCCCGGAGUACCCUCACCCUCAGCCGUUCGAUCCCACCCAGCUGGUCCACUCCGACUUCAGCCUCUCCGAGGUCUACUCCUCCCAGAACUUCAGCCACCACAAUCUCACUUCAUAUGAUCAGACCGACACUCAUCCAUCCCUCAACUCCAACGUAGGGUUCGAUUUCAUAGAGGAGCUGAUCCGAGCCGCGGACUGUUUCGACUCGGACGAGCUCAACCUAGCUCAGGUGAUCCUGGACCGGCUGAACCAACGCCAGAGAUUGAUCUCUCCCAACUCAAAACCGGUCGGAAAGCCUCUCCAGCGCGCCGCGGUUUAUUUCAAGGACGCUCUCCAGUCCCUCCUGAACACCUCGACCGGUUCAAGUCCGGUCCGCAACCUCUCCUCCUGGUCUGAGAUUGUCCAGACCAUCAGAGCCUACAAGGGCUUCUCCGGAAUCUCACCGAUCCCGAUGUUCUCGCACUUCACAACAAACCAGGCCCUCCUGGAAGCCCUAAACGGCUCCAGCUUCAUCCACGUCAUCGACUUCGACAUCGGCCUCGGCGGCCAGUAUGCUUCGCUGAUGAAAGAGCUCGCCGAGAAAGCUGACGUGUCGAGGACCAACCCUCCGGUGCUGCGCAUCACCGCCGUCGUUCCGGAAGAGUACGCCGUCGAGAGUAGGCUGGUGAGAGAGAACUUAUCACAGUUCGCUCAGGAGCUCAGGAUCAGGUUCCAAAUAGAUUUCCUUCUUGUCCGAACCUUCGAGAUUCUAUCAUUCAAGGCCGUCAAGUUUAUGGACGGAGAGAAGACGGCGGUUCUGCUGUCGCCGUACAUCAUGCGCCGCCUCGGCGCCGCCGAUAACGUCGGUGCGUUUCUAGGCGACAUGCGGCGCGUGUCGCCGAGCGUGGUGGUGUUCGUCGACGGCGAGGGGAUGGCCGAGUCCGGAGCGACGUCGUUCAGGAGAAACUUCGUCUCCGGGCUCGAGUUCUUCUCGAUCAUGAUGGAGUCGCUGGACGCGGCGGUGCCGGGCGGCGAGAUGGUGAGGAAGAUCGAGGCGUUUCUGCUGAGGCCGAAGAUCGAGGCGGCGGUGGAGGCCGCGGGGAGGCGGGUCCCACCUUGGCGGGAAGUGUUUCACGGCGCGGGAAUGAGGGCCGUGGAGCUGAGCCAGUUUGCGGACUUUCAGGCCCAAUGCUUGUUGGGCAAGGUCCAGGUCAGGGGGUUCCACGUGGCGAAGCGGCAGGCGGAGCUGGUGCUGUGCUGGCACGAUAGGGCCCUGGUGGCCACGUCGGCAUGGAGGUGUUAGGGGAUUUAGGGAUAGCUUUAGUUAAAUAAGUAGCUCUUAAUUAAGGAAAUUAUGGGUUAUAUAUACUCUCUGUGUUUAGUGUUAACUAUUGGGGUUUGGGGGAGAUUGGGAUGUAAGUAAGGGGAUGUAACUUUAAAGAUCCUGACCAGUUUGUUACGAAGGGUUUGGGAUCAGGUUUCUGUUGGUGCAAGUUUUCAUGGUUUUUGUCACUUUCUGUAACUUUUUGCUUGUUUUAUG
Molecule: messenger RNA, 2105 nt
Organism: Fragaria vesca subsp. vesca
Lineage: Eukaryota; Viridiplantae; Streptophyta; Magnoliopsida; Rosales; Rosaceae
Product: scarecrow-like protein 15-like
Exons: 1
Coding region: 210-1868 (552 amino acids)
Biological process (GO): regulation of DNA-templated transcription
Cellular component (GO): nucleus
Molecular function (GO): DNA-binding transcription factor activity; sequence-specific DNA binding
Source: RefSeq, a predicted model, not a curated record